UUGCUGGAGAGCCGCCGAAAGAGUCGCUAGUACCCGGUACUUUUCAAUUAGAUCACUGGAGUGCUUGUAUUAGACAAUAGAUAACAUGAAAAUCGAGUGGGCUCCCCUACGCGUUCCACUGGCGCGACGUGUCCAGACCCUGGUCACAGCGGUUCUCACGCUCACAUUCUUCACGCUGCCCCUCUUAGCCUGCCUAAUUGUUGCAGUUCUGAUGUUUUAUGGCGGCCUCAUACUCCGCACCUUGAUGCUCAUCUAUUUUGUUUACAUGUAUGUGGAUCACAAGAGAACCUACUCUAUCUUGGAAGGCAAUGGCUGGCUAUUAAACCGCUCUAAUCGCCUGUAUCGGAACUAUCGAGACUACUUUCCCGUGGAGCUGGUGAAGACAGCCGAGCUGCCACCAAACAGAAACUACAUCUUGGCCAGCUUUCCGCAUGGCAUACUCGGAACUGGAACUUGCGUCAACAUGGGACUGGACAUCAGCAAAUGGCUGGAGUUGUUUCCCCAGAUCCGGCCCAAGGUAGCUACCUUGGAUCAACAUUUCCGAACACCUCUUCUCCGAGAAAUUGUGCGCUGGUGGGGAAUGGUUUCGGUGUCCAAAGAGUCCCUCGUCCGAUUGCUAACCAAAUCGAAUGAUCCGAAGCAUGCGGACAAUCGCGAUGGCUUCACAUCCAAUGCGGUGGCCAUACUUGUGGGUGGAGCCCAAGAGGCCAUGGACUCGCAUCCAGGGAAAUAUAUUCUGACCCUGAAGAACCGCAAGGGAUUCGUCAAAAUGGCCAUUCGAACGGGUUCACCUAUUGUGCCCACGUUUUCCUUUGGAGAGGUGGAUAUAUUCAGUCAGGUGGCCAAUCCGCCGGACUCCCUGCUCCGUCGCGUGCAGUCUGUGGUGAAGAAACUGACGGGGAUAUCCCCGCUUAUUCCGAUGGGUCGUGGCAUCUUCAACUAUUCCAUUGGUAUCCUGCCCCAACGCCGUCGUAUCGUCCAAGUUGUUGGUUUCCCCAUUGAUGUGGUAAAGAGUGAUCAGCCGGAUGCCGCCUAUGUGGAAAAAGUGCACGGACAAGUGGUAGAGCAACUCGAGAGGAUGUUCGAACUGUAUAAGAAGAAAUAUAUACCGAACGCAAAGAAUAGUAAACUGGUUAUACAGUAAAUGCCUCAGAUAUUCUUUGGCCAAAAGUGAUCUUCAGUGUAUAAGAGUUUUUAAGCACAAACACAACACACACACACACACACACACACACA
Drosophila obscura is the source of this 1236-nucleotide messenger RNA. Its product is annotated as diacylglycerol O-acyltransferase 2-like. Bases 86 to 1144 code for a protein of 352 amino acids. Lineage: Eukaryota; Metazoa; Arthropoda; Insecta; Diptera; Drosophilidae. Gene Ontology annotation, cellular component: endoplasmic reticulum membrane. The transcript has 6 exons. Gene Ontology annotation, molecular function: diacylglycerol O-acyltransferase activity. The record is from RefSeq and is a predicted model, not a curated record. Gene Ontology annotation, biological process: triglyceride biosynthetic process.